AUGCUGAACCGGAAGGGAAACGAGCAGCAGAACAGCCAGCAACAGAACAGUCAACUUGUGAAGAUGAUCCCUCAUACCUUUGUCAUUGGACAGCCUGUAGUACAGUCCACCCCACAUCCUACGGUCCCAUUCACUCCAACUUCCAGACAACAACUCAUGCCUUCUACACUUACCCAACCCGGACCCUCUACCCCCAGCCGACCCAUACCUUCCACCCCCAGCCAACCUAUAAUCCCUGCUCCUGUCCAAUCCUCAACCAUAAUAGACAGGGUGAAUGUUCAGGUAAAUGAGAAUCUUUCAGCAAAGAAACGCAAUCUCAAACCUACUGAGAAAUCACAGGCCCCCAAAGAGGUUAAGGAUGCUGCAAUUGCUAAAAAGUCAGUGGAACAGUCGCCUAAACGCAAGAAAGCCCGUACGCAAAGUCCUCCCAAAGGAAACCUGGUUGGCCAACUUUCUAACAUAAUUCUGUCCCCUCCACAAACUGCCUGGGUCCUGACGCUCAAUGGACUUGUGCCAAUCAGUGGCAUUGGCAUUCAGAUGACACCUCAGAAUCUACCAGCAAAUACUUUUGCACCUGCUUGUCCAUCACCUGUUAUUAUCAACCAGCAAGUCCCUCUAACACUAAAUGCUGUUGCAGCACAGGGCUCCUCCAAUGUGACCCAUGUCUGCCCAUCUCCCUCUGCGUCAUCCAUAGCACAGGGAACUGCCUCCCCAUCUGUUUUCUCCUCUCCCUCCACCUCCACUACCUUCAUAAGCAACACUGCUCCAAGGAUGACCAACCCAGUGAACAGCAUGAGAAUGACUAACCCAGCCCUGCAGACUGUGGCAACCACUGGUCCCCAGCUCAAUGCAGUGUCACCUGUUCUCUCUGUUCCCAUGAACAAGGUCGUCUCGGCUCCCAUUAGACCACAGACUGGCCCGCCACAGGCUUUCGUCCUCAACGUCCCUCCAGGCUCUCUUCCGGCCUCAUUCCCUCAGGGAGCCUUCCGAAUCAUGCAGCUUUACCCCCCUAAACGUGUCCCUCCACCCCGCAAGCCAGAAGUAAUACAGUUUGAUCCCAAGCUGAUGUUCAUGGAGGACCCGGCCAAAGUGAGCGAGUGGUUGAAUGGCAAGAAUGGAAUUGCGCUUCCGGAGUUGGAUGUCACUCUACCCUACCUUCCCCCCUUUGUCAGCAGCCUGAAUACUCUGUCGAGUCUCCUGAAAUGUAAAACGACAUUGGCAAUUAGUGCCAUGCCUGUCCUGCGCCCAGAGGAGAAAGAGAACCAGGAAGAGGAGCAGCAGGUAGCGGCAAUGCGGAGCCUCGUGGCAGAGCGUUUCAUCCAUAACCCGGGCUACCUCCUCCUGAAGGCUCGCUUCUUGUCUUGUUUCACCAUGCCUGCUCUUCUGGCUACUAUCAAUCCAGUCAAAUUAUCCAUGUCUCCCACCCCGGACCACAGUGAUGUGGAGGAGGAACCUUUCAGGAACCGUCCAGGGAUGCAGAACUGUACUUUGUAUGAACAGCCAACAACACUCCAGGCCCCUCUGCUAAGCACUGAUGGAACAGGAUCUCCUGCCACCUUCUUCUCCGGAAUCACCACAAGAAAUACAAGCUGUGACCAAGACAUGGAGUAAUUGGAAUAGUUUUGGAAUGUGUCAUCUUAUGGGUUAAACCAGGUUUUUGUGUUUAAAAGUUCUUGGCAAUUUUGUUGUGAUGUCACUGUCAUAGGUGUUACUGGAAAUAGAAGGUAGCUGUAU
This is a messenger RNA of Salvelinus namaycush (lake trout), 1734 nucleotides long. Its product is annotated as snRNA-activating protein complex subunit 4-like. Lineage: Eukaryota; Metazoa; Chordata; Actinopteri; Salmoniformes; Salmonidae. The coding region runs from base 1 to 1611 and encodes 536 amino acids. The transcript is spliced from 2 exons. The record is from RefSeq and is a predicted model, not a curated record.